AGGCGCGGGAGCGCGCGGGUCCGGGCCGCCCAGGCCGCCCCAGCCCAGCUCCGCGCGCGCACCAUGGCGGGCCCCGCGCCCGGGCGGCGGCUGCGGCUGCGGCCGCUGGCAGCGCUGGCCCUGCUCCUGGCGCUGGCUCCGGGGCUGCCCGCAGCCCAGGCCGGGCAGGCGCCGCGCCCCGCCGAGCGGGGGCCCCCGGUGCGGCUCUUCACGGAGGAGGAGCUGGCCCGCUACGGCGGGGAGGAGGAAGAUCAGCCCAUCUACAUGGCAGUGAAAGGAGUGGUGUUUGAUGUCACUUCUGGAAAGGAGUUUUAUGGACGAGGAGCCCCCUACAAUGCCUUGACCGGGAAGGACUCCACCAGAGGGGUGGCCAAGAUGUCCCUCGAUCCUGCAGACCUCACCCAUGACACUGUGAGCCAGACCGGCCUCACUGCCGAGGAGCUGAAGUCCCUGGACGACGUCUUCACCACGGUGUACAAAGCCAAAUACCCCAUCGUCGGCUACACGGCCCGGAGGAUACUCAACGAGGACGGCAGCCCCAACCUGGACUUCAAGCCCGAAGACCAGCCCCAUUUUGACAUAAAAGACGAGUUUUGACGCUCCAUCUGCGGGAGCGCCUUCUUGAUGGGGCGGGGUGGGGGCGGGGCACGGAGAGCCCUUCAGGUGCCAAAUCUCCUGCAAGAUAGGCUGCCUGAGCCUCUGGUCCCCGGACCUGAAUAAAGCCGACGUUGAACCCGGAACGCCGGAUGCUUGUUACUGUUCUCCGUCAAGUGUUCUGUCCACGUGCCAUCCUGCUCGCACACCAGCCAGGAUGGGAAGAACGGCCGAAGGGGGCGCCCUCUCGGCGUCCGUGUUGGCUGUCUGGGCAGUGGAGUCACGGGUGACUUAUUUCUUCUCUAUCUGUGUAUUUUCCUGUGCUUGCCACGUUUCCUGGCAUGACCACGUGUGCUUUAGAAUAAGCACAAAAAUAAACUUCGUGUUUUCACAA
Molecule: messenger RNA, 988 nt
Organism: Acinonyx jubatus (cheetah)
Lineage: Eukaryota; Metazoa; Chordata; Mammalia; Carnivora; Felidae
Gene: NENF
Product: neudesin neurotrophic factor
Exons: 4
Coding region: 64-597 (177 amino acids)
Cellular component (GO): membrane; endomembrane system
Source: RefSeq, a predicted model, not a curated record